Messenger RNA from Funneliformis caledonium, 2256 nucleotides. Lineage: Eukaryota; Fungi; Glomeromycota; Glomeromycetes; Glomerales; Glomeraceae. The record is from the annotation of a GenBank genome assembly.
AUGGACACCACAGAUACAUAUAUGGACAUUCCAAUUGAUAUCAUAAUAACAUAUCGUGCUGCUUUAAUGUCAACUUUGCAUUAUGCAAUUGAUAGACUUAAUCAAAAGGGCGUUUAUUCAAAUGUAAUUUCAUUUUGCGCGCGUGUUUUAGCCUUAUGCUUCUUUAAAAUUCCUGGUGUCGGAUUUGCUUUAUUGCAGGCAUUGCCAGUAAGUAAAUCACAUAUCAAACGAAUAAUAAAGGAGACGGUCGGUGAUGACGAUUCAAGUCUCGAUCGUAUGACAAAACAGAAUGAAAAAAUUUCUACUUUGUUCCCUGAACAUUUGAAAAUUUUAUGCUUCUUAAAUUUAAAAUUAUGGUGGCGGCAGUUUGAAAAUGCCAAACGCAUUUGGGGUGAACCACCUAUAGAAAUGAGCGGGAAUUGGAUAAGGCGUUGGCAGAGUGAUGACAGUGAAUUGUUUUUUUCGUUUUAUAAACAUUAUCAUAUCGUGCUCAAAGCUUACCUCGCGUCGCAUUUAACUGCUUCCGGAUCAGUUAAAAUCAUGACACCUCCGUUUGAGUAUAUAACCGCACCAGGUUACAUUCACCUAGCAUCAUUUUUUCUUCUAAAGAUCGAAUCACUCAUACAUCGUAAUAUACAUACUAUUACGACGGUAAUUCAGUUUGAACAUCCAAGGGGGAAUGGAAAUGCCAAUAACGUUAAUCAAGGAAGUAAUAAUGGAAUAACUAAUGCCAUGAAUCCUAAUGCAGCGGCUAUUGGAAUGGGAUCGUUACCUACCACUAGCAUUAAUGGAGUUGUCGCAGCAAAUGCAGAUGCGAACGGAAACGUAGCUUUAGGAGGUAUGAUGAACGGAGUUACUGUUGGUAAUGGAAAGCCCAAGGUUUUAGAAAUGGCGGGCCGGAGAUUUGUUGAGACCGUGGUUUCUAUAGUUGAGAUCGGCUAUUUCCAAGAGAUGUGUAACAUUUGGAUUAAUGCUGUGGUAACGAAGACAAACAUGUAUGAUGUUGAAGGUGUAUUUUGUUUAUUAGAUUUUAUUGACACAUUAAUUUUGGAAUUGGAUGCUAGAGAUAGUAUUGUUUCUUCAGAGUCUACAUCAUCCAAUUCGAACAGUGCUAGUUCAAAUGGUUCAUCAAGUUCUCCAUUCACCGCACCAAAUCUUAUAAACAUACUCGAUAUUCCUUCUUAUAUUUCUCUUUUCAAGCUUCUCCUCGAAGAAUCAGAUCACACCAUUACUAUUCUAAGGACAAUAAGCUUUAUUUAUACACAUUUUUUUCUUUUAACUUCACAACCCGCUUAUCUCAAACAAUUAGUUAAGGAAAUACUUUUAAACGAGGAUAUGUUUGAAAGAUUAUUUUGUCAUUGGUCAAGAAAUGUGAGAAUAUAUUAUAUGCGCUUGUUAGUGUGGCGUUUAGGAAAGAUUGGAGGCGGAGUCGGAAAGCACGAUGAUAAUAAAGAUCGAGAAAUUAGCGAUAGCGGCGUAAUUAUCGAAGAUAACGAAGAAAUAGUGAUUGAUAUUUUAAUCACAUUACAAAGUCGCCUAGAUGGUAUGCGACUAUAUCAUGAAUUUCUAUCCAAUUAUGCAGGAGACAUGGAGGAUGUGGAACAAGUUUUUAAGGCAAAAAUGGCUGAAUCAAUGGCCGAAUCAAUGACUGAAAGCAAUUCAAACCAAAUUGACAAUAGUAAUAAUGAAGAGUUACAAAAACAAUCAAUAGUUGAACCUCAAAAUGUGUCAUCAUCAUCAUCUGUUUUGUCUACUUCAACUUCAACUAUUUCAUCUAUACCAAAUAAAAACCGUAGAUCAAAACUGCCAUUUAUCCCAUCUGGCAAAGAAACGACAGCAUCAUGCUUUAUUCGUUGGAUGUUUCCAAGCGGAUCGAACAAAUCAAACUCUAAUAAGUUGGAACAAAAAUCAACGGCUCCGUCACCAACGUCACCUACUUCGCCAACGACACCAUCAAUUCCUAUACGAACAACAAGUAAACCAACAAUACAGCCAUUAGUAUGGCGUUAUGCCUUUCACAGACAUACAUAUGCAGGAAAAGCGAUAUCAGAGUACGAAUCUGUUAAUCAAGAAUAUGCCGAGUGGUGUGCACAAGUUGCAAAUGUUGAAAGAGAAAAUUUAAGUAAUGGUAAUGAAGUUAAUAAUAUCAUUUCCGGAACUAAUUCUACAAAUUCGAUGACGAUUCGAUUUCCAGGGUUGAUAGUGGAAUAUCCGAAAUAUUUUGGAAAUGGGUUUGCAAAUUCUCCAUUGAUUUAG